Gossypium arboreum is the source of this 1505-nucleotide messenger RNA. RefSeq lists its product as uncharacterized. The coding region runs from base 81 to 1445 and encodes 454 amino acids. The record is from RefSeq and is a predicted model, not a curated record. Lineage: Eukaryota; Viridiplantae; Streptophyta; Magnoliopsida; Malvales; Malvaceae. The transcript has a single exon.
AUAUCUGAUUGGAAGAUACUGGUUUUGUCAGGAAUUUAUCUUUUCCUUUUUGAGCAGCAGCAACAACAACAAAAAAAGAAAUGGAUUCAUCAACAGUUCGAAUCAUCUCAGAAUGUUUUGUUAAACCACAUGAUGUUUCCGAACAACCAAAACAGCCAUUUUAUCUCACAACAUGGGAUAUUGUCAUGCUUUCCGUACACUACAUCCAAAGGGGUCUUCUCUUUGCUAAACCACCACCAGGGGAUUAUUGUGAACAAAAAAUGAUAAACAAGGUCUUGGGGAGGCUCAAGAAAUCCCUUUCCAUUGCCCUCCUUCAUUUCUAUCCCUUAGCAGGUCGGCUUGCAACAAACAUAGAACAAAAUCCAAAGUCUCAUCUCGUAUUUGUCGAUUGCAACAACAGCCCAGGAGCCAAAUUUAUACAUGCGGCUGUUGAUAUGUCCGUGUCCGACAUUGUUUCCCCUACUUAUGUUCCGUUGGUUGUUCAAUCGUUCUUUGACCAUGAUCGAGCAAUCAACUAUGAUGGUCACACCAAGCCUUUGUUAUCGAUUCAGGUCACUGAGCUGGUAGAUGGGGUGUUCAUAGGUUGUUCCAUGAACCAUGCUGUUGCCGAUGGAACCACCUUCUGCCAUUUCAUCAACACAUUAUCCGAAAUAUUUCAGGCCCAAGGAGAUAAUAUAAAAAUCUCACGCCCCCCAGUGUUGGAGAGAUGGUGUCCAGAGAGUAACAAUGGCCCAUUGCUUACCCUUCCUUUCAGUCACCAAGAUGAGUUCAUCACCAGAUUAGAAACACCCCAUGUUUUAGAGAGAAUAUUCCAUUUCUCAGCCGAGUCCAUUGCAAAGCUCAAAAAAAAGGCUAACGUAGAAUCUAACACCGCCGAAAUCUCCUCCUUUCAGGCUUUAUCUGCAUUUGUGUGGCUGUCCGUAACAAAGGCUCGUCGUUUUCCAUGUGAAACUGUCACUGCUUGCACGUUGGCUAUGAACAAUAGGUCAAGACUUGAACCACCAUUAUCCCCUAAUUACUUUGGGAACUCAUUUCAAACCGAGACAGUAAUGACCACAGCUGGUGAACUGCAUGAACAUGGUCUCGGUUGGGCUGCUUGGAAAUUGAACCAAGUCGUGGUUAACCACACAGACAAAUCCAUCCGUGGUUUCGUCAAUGAUUGGCUUCGUUCACCUUUCGUUUACCAGUGUCUUACACAUUUAUAUGCACGAAGUGUGCUUAUUGGAAGCUCGCCAAGGUUCAAUACGUAUGGAAACGAGUUUGGGUUAGGGAAAGCACUUACAGUUCGAAGUGGAUUUGAUAAUAAGUUUGAUGGGAAAGUUUCACUGUAUCCGGGCCUUGAAGGUGGAGGAAGUAUUGACAUGGAAAUUUGCCUUCCACUGUCUUCAAUGAAAGCUCUUGAAUCAGAUGAAGAGUUCAUGGCUGUUGUUUCUUCACCCAUUUGAUGUUGUUUGUCCCCUGCGUUUCAUGUUUUUAUUUUGUUUUAAAAUUUCAGUUCUGACGUA